This is a messenger RNA of Lachancea thermotolerans CBS 6340, 3714 nucleotides long. Its product is annotated as KLTH0H11572p. Gene Ontology annotation, cellular component: nucleus. The record is from RefSeq and is a predicted model, not a curated record. Gene Ontology annotation, biological process: regulation of transcription by RNA polymerase II; DNA-templated transcription. NCBI's taxonomy places the organism in Eukaryota, Fungi, Ascomycota, Saccharomycetes, Saccharomycetales, Saccharomycetaceae. The transcript has a single exon. The coding region runs from base 1 to 3714 and encodes 1237 amino acids. Gene Ontology annotation, molecular function: RNA polymerase II cis-regulatory region sequence-specific DNA binding; zinc ion binding; DNA-binding transcription activator activity, RNA polymerase II-specific.
AUGGGAGCACAGAUGAAGAGAAAGAGGAACAGGGUUCCUCUCAGUUGUACUAUCUGCAGAAAGCGGAAGGUGAAAUGUGACAAAACAAGGCCACAUUGUCAGCAAUGCAGCAAAACCGGGGUGGCACACCUAUGCCACUACAUGGAGCAGACUUGGGCCGAGGAGGCAGAGAAGGAGCUAUCGAAAGAAUCAGAGCUCAAGCAGCUACGUGAACGAAUUAAAGCGCUUGAGGAGACGUUAGCAAAAAUGCACUCAGCAAGCAGUAACACGCCUGAAAGUGCGUCGGUUGCUCUCGAAGAGCCUCGUGUUUUUCAAGAGUCUAAGUUAAUACAGGAGCCCAAGCUUCUGCAGAGUAAUAAAUACGAUAAUGAUGAGCUAGACCUCUCGAGGCAGUUCGACAUGUUGCAUUUAAAAAAUAACGGUACAGUUCAUCUUGGGGCAACGCACUGGCUUGCCAUCAUGAAAGGAGAUCCAUACCUAAAGUUAUUGUGGGCGCAUAUUUUUACAAUGCGUGAAAAGAUGUCAGAAUGGGUUCAGCAUAAAAAAAAGGGUGCAGGCACCUCUGGUGGAACACAUCUUGCGGGCAGAUGUCCUGUAAUACACCAGCCUGCGGCAUCGAGGUGUCCCGUGUCUGGAGCGACGGCCUCUAAUUUAGGACAUCACACUAAAGAAACUGCCAAGUGCCCUGUUGAUCACCAGGCACUUCUAUCUCAUCACCGCGAAGAUAGGGUACCGGAGUCACGACCGGAUUCGGGUUUAUCAGGCGUUUCUGCGCGAGAACCCUUAGAUAGCGCACCGAGGUGUCCCGUUGCUCAUAACUUCUCUGGUUCACCUCCCGGGCUUAAUUCGAGAAGUGGGUCUGAGGGCGCCGGUUCUGGGCUCAAGUGUCCGGUAGCACAUGAUACGCAUGGUGAAAUUCAACCAAGUAACAAGGUAUCUGCCAGCGGGCCUGGUACUAAUGGACGUCCAGCUCCCCUGCUGCCGUCUUUCGACAAAUUAGCAUCGAAGUGUCCUGUGAUACACGAUAAUUCUCCUCCACCGCCAAGCGGACUCGGCCCGAAUCCAAGUAACGUUACUCAAGAUCAAGCCAUUACUGAAAUAUGCAAGCUUUUGCCCCCAAAGAGAAUAAUUGCACUGAUUCUUGACAAAUUCUUCAAGCACAUCUAUCCCGUUAUUCCUAUCCUAGAUGAGCAAAGCUUUAAGCACCAAAUCUCUCAGAUAGUGCAAUCAAAAGAUGAGACUAUUUCGCUUCGGCUUGCAAAGUCCUCGGACUGUUGUACGCUGGGUAUCUUGAUCAUCAUUUUAAGACUUACAUGGUUAUCUCUACCGCAGAACGCUUGUGAGGUUGAUCUUGGCCCACAAUGUGCAGCGUUUUUCGUUCCACGCAUUACUACAUCCACGGUCGCACAAUCUAGAGAAGAGCUAUUGCUACUGAACUUUGAGACACCGGCCGAAACUGUGCAUCUUGUUCGCAAGUACUUGAUUAGGCUUGAUGAAAUGACAAGCUUUUCAAAUAGCAACGUCAACCUAACAACAGUCCAGUUUGCUAUUUUUUACAAACUCUACCUUAUGUGUUGCCCUGAAAAAACAACUGACACCCAGUUGAACGCCUUCACCUCAACAAGCCAGGAUAAUGAAGCACACCAAAUGCUAUUGUCGAGUAUUGUGCAGAUGGCAUUUAGCUGCGGUUUGCAUAGAGAUCCCGAUAAUUUCCCACAGCUUGCAGCCAGUACAAAAGGAAAGCUCAACAAGGAGGCGAUUUCGAAUACCGAAAGGCUCAAGCACACGUGGCGCAAGACGUGGUACAUUAUCGUAUCUCUCGACGUCCAACAAUCCAUUUCCUUAGGGUCCCCACGUUUGUUGCGUAAUUUGCGUGAUUUCAGUGACACUAAGCUCCCGUGCACAUCAAAAAUAGACUAUGUCCGUGACAUCAAGGAGCUCAUUGUUGUAAAGAACUAUACAUUGUUCUUUCAAAUAGACAACUGCAUUGUAGCAGUCCUAAACCAUAUUUUGAAUGUUUCAAUGGCAAAAACAGUCAGAAAGUUCGAAUUAGAUUCACUUAUAGAGAUUUUGAAGAAACUGUGUUUCGGUGGCGGCAACGUCAGUGAAGCUCUCGGUAAACUUGUUAACAAGGGACUUUUGUUCACGACGGAAGGGAGUGCCGACCAGUCAUACGACGAGUUUUACCCUCUACCAUCUUUAGAAGAGGUUCUUUCUCCCCCACCCCCAUCGGAGAAUGAAAAGGACAAAAAAGUGAACUUGCCUCAUGAAAUGACAACUCGUGCCUUAUUCUUCUCGAAACACAUUAUGUUGAGAAUGUUACUGUACCUACUGAACUACAUCUUGUUCACCUACUACGAACCUAAAGGAGAGGUCGAUGCAGAUACGCGUCCCUUGGCGAAGGAAUAUGCACAGGAGGCGCUAAAUUAUGCAAUGGAUGGUUUCCGUAACUGCCUUUUGUUUUUCAGUAAUUCUAAAGCAGGAGAGGGAGGAAACGGAUCUAUUUUUAAUCAUAUGGAAGUUGUGCUUGCUCCUUAUUGUCUGGAUAUCGGCCACCGCGCUCUGCAAUUCAUGGUGUGCCUAAUUUUGCGUGCUCGAUGCGGCCCUCUCACUGGGAUGAAUGAGAGCCCUAUUUUGAGCAGUGGAAAUAACACGAGCGGUAGCGAAGACGAAAACGAGACAAGGAGCUCGGAAGUUAAGAAGAAGGAAGAUAAUGCUGAGAUCGCUGAUGUUACGAAAGAUAUAAGCCUUGAUGUUGGAGAUGAGCUAGCGGAGAUUUUAAUAUCACGUAUGACUCUUUUCCACAAAUUGACAAAGCAGGUUUCUGCUAAAUACCAUUAUGCUAAAAGGAUGAUGAAAUCAACGGGCUUCUUCAUUACUUUACUGAGAAAUCCAUCGUCUAAGUCUCAGUUAGGGGAAAAGAAUUCUUCGGGCUAUAAGUUCCAGCACCCAAGUAUCGCCAAAAUGACAGGAUUUUUCAAGAAUGUUCCAUCGCUAGUGUUAUCGGCUAACGGUGACCAAAUUAAAAGGUGCCCCGUGUACCAAGAUGCAAUAGGGUUCUUACCAAGGAACAAUUCAGUCGUCUCGGGGCCCCGCAGCAAACCUGAAACACCUGUUCAACUUCCUCCAUUCCGUGCCUAUCAACCCAUCACAUAUUUAAGCAAUGACCUCCGUCGGACAUCUGACGUGAGAAACGCAGACAACAAAAGAAGGAAGCUAACACCAAGAGGGUCAGUAACGGGCUCGCCAGUUGAGGAACCCGUUAAGCAAGAGGGCUGGAGAGCAAUGUCACCUCCUGCUCCUAACUUUGGAACGCCAAUCAUGUCGCCAGUUCCAAACUCUCCAGCUUUCAGGACGGACAUUCUCCCUCCUUUGGAGAGGCUGACGGAAACAGCGAGUCCGGCAGCUCCUAACUCAAGGAACAAUAGUAUAUUAUCCGGCCCACCACAUGGGCUAAAUUCACCCGCGGGGAUGUCAGAAAAUUCCUCUGUAAACUACACUCCCGAUUUCGAAGAUUUCUUAAUGCAAAACUCUAACUUUAACGGGUUAAUGAUCAACCCAUCCUCAAUCGUUGAAGCUGUUGGUUUCGACAAUUAUGCACAUAAUGACAGCAGUUCCGUGGGUGCUGCCGCAGACUUUCUGCCAAUCGAUACUACUGAAAUUGACGGUCUCAGCGAGAUCCCUGCCAACCCAGGAUUUCCAGUAUGGGACUAA